Culex pipiens pallens (northern house mosquito) is the source of this 1435-nucleotide messenger RNA. RefSeq names its product leucine-rich melanocyte differentiation-associated protein-like. The record is from RefSeq and is a predicted model, not a curated record. Bases 454 to 1203 code for a protein of 249 amino acids. Lineage: Eukaryota; Metazoa; Arthropoda; Insecta; Diptera; Culicidae. The transcript has 5 exons.
GCAGGAGAAGGAGGUAGCGGGGAAGAUGCGGUCAUGCGUUACAGAAUCUCAGAACCUUUAGCAACUACCUACUACUGCUACGGCUUCGACUGCCUUUGGUCACUCAGUCGACUGGAUCGGAUCGAACAGGACGCUACAUCUGGCGGGUCGUCCUUUCCUAACAAACUGUCGAUUGGUUGGAAUUUGAACAAAUCAGCUUCGAUUACUUUUAGGCGCGAUUUUUUCAAACAAUUUUGUGAUUUUCAAACAAAUUUCCUCAAACCCGCUGAAACCGGUAGUUUACCCGAAAAUCUUCGGUUGAACAAAAAAUAAAAAUAAAAGGGAGCAUUGUUCUCCACUUUCUUUUAUUUGGGACUCAAGUGUUCGGAAAAGUUCGUCAAAAUUCCGCUGUACCGGGACCACUCGUUGCACCUCUAUCAGCUCGUGUACCGAGCGAAUAGACGACGCCGGACAAUGCACACCAUACUGUACAACGAGAAAUUCUUCAUCGAAAACUACCCCCACGUGGACGAUGACGACGAGCUGUACCUGAACUACGACUGGUCCUCAGACUCGAUAUCACUUAAAAGCAACAUGAGUGGUUCCACCGGAUCGGAUCCAGACGGCAGUGGGGAAAGGCUCUCGCUUGCGUACGAAAAGCUCUCGCAAAUUCCACGCAAAAUUGCGGAAAAGUUCUCGCGGACCACCACGAUACUGGAUCUGAGCUACAAUAAUCUCAAAGAUCUCUCGUUCCUGUCCUACUUCCGGCAGCUGAACACACUCAUCCUGGACCACAACGAUCUGCCGGACGAGAAGACGUUCCCCUCGCUGCCCAACCUGGAGCUGCUCUGGCUCAACCACUGCAACAUCGAAAACGUCCAGGACUGGGUGUACCGAAUUCGCGAGUGCUGCCCCUCGCUCCGUUAUCUGUCCCUCCUCGGGAACCCCGGCGCGACGUCCUCCUUCAACGGGAACUCCACGCUGGAACACAACGACUACCAGAUGAUGGUGCUGGCGGUGCUGCCCCAGUUGCGCCACCUGGACGACGCCGAAGUGAACUCGAGCCAGCGGGCCCAGGCGCGACAGUUCAAGCACAGCUACAAUCUGGGCCAGACGCCGUUCAACAUCUUCGAGAGCAUUGGCCGGGGUCAGCAGCAGGCGAAUAAGAGGGCGUCGGUGAGGCGACGACGCCUGCGGGAUCCCAAGGAGGAGGAGGAUUCCUAGAUGAACUUGGGGUUUUUCUUGUUGACUGAACCAAAGUUUAGCAUUUACAUUGCAAGCAUCGAAUAUUCGUUUGGAAUUAAGAGACUUCAUGUGCACGCCAUAUUGUAUCUCCAACGUAGUUUUAAUUGUAUUUUAUACAAAAUAUUUUAAACUGUAAUUUUUACACUCGGUUUGUACCUAACAAUUUCAAUUAUACUGAAAGCAGAUUUAAAGAAAAAAUCUUAAUUGUUUU